AUGGAAGGGGCGCCAGACCCAGCGGCCGAUCACAAUCCCGGCGCGGUGGGGCUUCCACUGAACGACCCGGUCGACACUCAGGCAGAAGCUGCGGAGGCGCUCGCGCCGGGCAGCGUACUGGAGAGCCCGACGGAGAGCAACAUCAAGUGGUCCUAUCCAGAGGGAGGCUUUGCCCCUCCCCAGGGGCUCGAGCGGAUCCUUUCCAAGGUGGGGAAACAGUUCAAGGGAGUCAUAUACGGCUUCAACCAAGUCAUCAAAGCUAUACGCAUAUAUCAAUCCGAUCGACUUCACCACCUCGAAAGCCCCCUUCUGCGCCCCUCACAUGAGGCCAUAACUUAUGGCGAAGCGGUGCCUGUCAUAGUCUCUAGCGCUCCGGGUCAUAUGCUUCCUAAGCUGCGGUGUCGAAACAGCUUCGAGCAGCAUCUGGAGUACUUUGCGCGGCGAAGCGAGGCCAUGCGCGACUACGAAGAAUGGCUCGAGGGUGCGAUCCGACAAGCACAGCCUUUAUUUGAAAAGCACAGUGCGUUCCUCAAGCGAGAAGCGGAACGGAGUCGACAGGUAUGGACGCAUAUGGCUGUUCGUGCUGCGGCCAUUGCGACGUUACCAUUCGCCCCCGUCCUUUCCGCAGUGCUCACCGCCGUCGACGCCCUCGGCAUCGCUGUUUACAACGGCGUAGAGGAAGUGUUGUCAGGCUCUGCCGAUUAUAUUCAGCCCUUGUCUGCGGACAUCGACGACCUCCAGAAGUCGCUACGACAGAGCGUUUCCCAGGCGCGGGAGACUCGCCGCAAGCUCAUGGAAACAUGUAAGAAGGCCGAGUGGCAGCGGGACGAUCCCUGCGCAUCUCGUCUCAUCACAUUCCAGCGCAAGCUUCGGGUGGUUGUCGACGUAGCUAACGAGGUGCUCGUGGGCGAGAAGAGCUCUGCUGUGGUGGUGCAGACAAGGUCACUCAGGGAGGUGACCAAUGCGAUUCGCGAGGUCAUGAACGUGAUUGGAGACCGGCCCGAAGGGGAGUUUUCGCUCAUUGACUUGGAAGACUUUGAAUGGCCUGAAGUGGACAAGGCUAUGGCGGAAAUCAGGGCGCUGUUACUAGUACAGACAUCCUAG
Trametes versicolor FP-101664 SS1 is the source of this 1104-nucleotide messenger RNA. RefSeq lists its product as uncharacterized. The transcript is spliced from 4 exons. The coding region runs from base 1 to 1104 and encodes 367 amino acids. The record is from RefSeq and is a predicted model, not a curated record. Lineage: Eukaryota; Fungi; Basidiomycota; Agaricomycetes; Polyporales; Polyporaceae.